AUGCCACCCUCGAAUCUGGACGGAUUCGUUACCUCAAAUAAUCCUCCUCCUACUUCCCUUGCAACCUCCACCGCAAUACACGACCGUGAUUCCACUUUCAUUGGAACAAUUUAUCGUGCUUCGUCCCCCGCGGAAGCGCAACGCAUACGCACAUACCAUAAGCAUGUAUUCAACCACUCAAAACCUGCAUCUCACGAGAUUUCUGCUUGGAGAUGUAUGGUACUGAAGAAAGGGAAGGAUGGUCUGGGCGGACCAGACGAUUUCGAGCUGACAAGCAGAAAAGACGAUGACGGCGAGGACAGAGGAGGUCAAAGUAUUUUACGAGCAAUGGAGAAAGAAGGAGUUAUUGAUGUAGUAGUUAUCGUGAGUCGAUGGUUCGGCGGUACGCUCCUUGGUCCUGUGCGAUUUACGCACAUCGAAACAUGCACACGUGAAGUAUGCCAAACAUUCAAAGCCAUUGAAGAAGUAGAAGCUGCUAUAGAGGAGCUCAAAGAGCUUGACGAUCAACUCGCACAGCUACGUGCCGAACUAGCUACACUUUCUCCGUCAGCACCUUCCAAUAACCAGAACAGUGCAGAUGGGAUCGAACCGCCAGGCAACUCGUCCACUUCGGUACGAAAGGAGGCCCCGGAUUAUCGUGCAAUGCUCCUCCCACCUGUACCAGACGUUGUUCGUGCGAAGCGAUUAGUCAACGCAAGGCAAAAUGCUAUUCGGAGUGUGAAAGGCGUCCUUGCUCGUACGAAGGAGGGUUCGGCUAACUGUACAGAGACAUUUUGAUUCAUAGGUACUCUGUUGCAUGUGAAUCGGACCUCAUCAUUUAUCAGAUAUUCUGGCUUAGGUUAUCCUGUGGAUUUAUAUACCAAUUUCUACAUACUGAUAUUCUAAUGUUAUACUCUGCAUUGCUACGUGUAUUUCACUCGAUGGGAUGCCCUCACUUAUGCAAA
Messenger RNA from Fomitiporia mediterranea MF3/22, 944 nucleotides. RefSeq names its product ribosomal protein S5 domain 2-like protein. Gene Ontology annotation, biological process: regulation of translational initiation. The record is from RefSeq and is a predicted model, not a curated record. The coding region runs from base 1 to 777 and encodes 258 amino acids. Gene Ontology annotation, cellular component: cytoplasm. The transcript is spliced from 2 exons. Lineage: Eukaryota; Fungi; Basidiomycota; Agaricomycetes; Hymenochaetales; Hymenochaetaceae.